Myotis daubentonii (Daubenton's bat) is the source of this 1771-nucleotide messenger RNA. It is a transcript of the gene ANKDD1A, whose product is annotated as ankyrin repeat and death domain containing 1A. Lineage: Eukaryota; Metazoa; Chordata; Mammalia; Chiroptera; Vespertilionidae. Gene Ontology annotation, biological process: signal transduction. The record is from RefSeq and is a predicted model, not a curated record. Gene Ontology annotation, molecular function: protein binding.
CCGAGCUCACAUCAUCCCCAAGGGCCCAGGCGGGGGGAGGAGGGGGGUCAAGGGGAGCGGCUGCCGCCCGCACCUGGAUGCUCCCCGCCCCGGCUCCGCGCCCCCUCCCUCCCCUCCCCUCCCGCCCGGCUCCGGGGAUGCGCGGCUGGUGGGCUGGCGCGGGGCCGAGCGCGGGGCUGCGAGCGGCGGCAUGGAGGAGCACCUGCCCUGGGAGACCGACGGCCUGCUUCCUCUGGAGAGGCAGCUCCACGAGGCUGCCCGCAGGAACCACGUCGGGAGGAUGAAGGAGCUGAUCAGAAGCAGAGUCAACGUUAGGGCCAGAAACCACGUGGACAGGGUGGCCCUGCACUGGGCCGCAGGUGCCGGGCACGAGCAAGCUGUGCGGCUGCUCCUGGAGCAUGAGGCUGCUGUGGACGAUGAGGAUGCGUUUGGGAUGAACGCACUUCUCCUGUCUGCCUGGUUUGGCCACUUACAGAUUCUUCAGAUCCUGGUCAACUCGGGGGCCAAGAUCCACUGUGAGAACAAGACUGCAGGGACCACCCUGGGCUUGUUUCAGGACGGCCUAACCUUACUGCACUGCGCAGCCCAGAAAGGCCACGUGCCGGUGCUGGCCUUCAUCAUGGAAGACCUGGAGGACGUGGCCCUGGACCAUGCUGACAAGCUGGGAAGGACAGCAUUUCACCUGGCGGCCGCACAUGGACAGCUGGAGGCUCUGGACUUCCUGGUGGGCUCUGGCUGUGACCACAGUGUCAAAGACAAGGAGGGGAACACGGCUCUGCACCUGGCCGCCCGCCGGGGCCACCUGGCUGUGUUGCAGCAACUCGUGGACAUCGGGCUGGACUUGGAGGAGAGGAAUGCGGAAGGUCUGACCGCCCUGCACGCCGCUGCUGAAGGGAUCCACCCCAACUGUGUGCAGCUCCUCCUGGCGGCGGGGAGCAGCGUGAAUGCCCUCACUCAGAAAGAGCAGAGCUGCCUCCAUUACACAGCUCUCAGUGGCUCUGAGGACGUGGCCCGGGCCCUCAUCCACUCAGGGGCCUGCACCAACAUGGCUGACCAUCAGGGAGCCUCUCCAAUGCAUCUCGCUGUGAGGCACAACUUCCCCUCCCUGGUUCAGCUCCUCAUUGAUGCUGGCAGUGAUCUGGACGCCACUGACAAUAGGCAGCAGACGCCCCUCCACCUUGCCGCGGAGCACGCCUGGCAGGACAUAGCGGAGAUGCUCCUGGCUGCGGGGGUUAACUUAAACCUGAGGGAUAAGCAAGGGAAAACCGCCCUGGCCGUGGCCGCCCGCAGCAACCACAUCAGCCUGGUGGACAUGAUCAUAAAAGCUGACCGCUUCUACCAGCGGGAGAAGGACCACCCCUCACUCAGGGACCCCAGUGGCCUCUCUGGGAAGAGUUUGACCUUUAAGCAGGACCAUCGGCAGGAAACGCAGCAGCUCCGCUCUGUGCUGUGGCGACUGGCCUCCAGGCACCUGCGGCCCCACGAGUGGAAGAAGCUCGCGUAUUGCUGGGAGUUCACUGAGGCCCACGUCCAUGCCAUCGAGCAGCAGUGGACAGGCACCAAGAGCUACCAGGAGCAUGGCCACCGGCUGCUGCUCAUCUGGCUGCACGGCGUGACCACGGCGGGUGAGAACCCCAGCAAAGUGCUCUUCGAGGGCCUCGUGGCCAUCGGCAGGAGGGACCUGGCUGAAAGCAUCAGGAGGAAAGUAAACGCCGGCCCGGGCGCCCCCAGGAGGUGCACAGCCAUGUAGCCAGAGGGGCUGGACCUUCAG